Messenger RNA from Calidris pugnax (ruff), 4528 nucleotides. RefSeq names its product solute carrier family 13 (sodium/sulfate symporter), member 4 (gene SLC13A4). Gene Ontology annotation, molecular function: transmembrane transporter activity. Bases 918 to 2717 code for a protein of 599 amino acids. Lineage: Eukaryota; Metazoa; Chordata; Aves; Charadriiformes; Scolopacidae. Gene Ontology annotation, biological process: monoatomic anion transmembrane transport. Gene Ontology annotation, cellular component: membrane. The transcript has 15 exons. The record is from RefSeq and is a predicted model, not a curated record.
CUGAAACAAUAACAGACUGUUAGGAACUAAAAAAGAUCUUUUUGUCUGUUUGUGUGAAAGAGGAGGCUGCUGAUUUUCUCAAAUAUUCUGACUGGGUUUUUGAUAAUGGGUGGAGCAACUACUGCCUUCCACAGUCCUUAUUGGUGAAUUAGAGUUGCAUGAAGCUUUUUAACAAGUUUUUAUCUUGAGACCAAGUAUAAUCUGUGUUGGAAUUGCCACCCUGUGAAUUCCAAGCUCAGGGCAAAAGUAGGGUAAAGGUAGAUACAAAGUAGAAGCUGAAACUAUAGCAAAGAGACAAAUCUGGAGAAGCUGCAGAUAGUUUAAUUUUUAUUUGUUUUUCUGAAGAAGGAAUACCUGCAAGUUUGUUUCUGCGCACAAGAGAUUUUUGGUUUUAAUAAUUUUUCAGGAGGAAAGAAACCUGUAUUUAAGACAUUCAGACUAUCAAACAGAAGGAAAAGAAGCAGCCUGAAACAUAUCUCAUCCAGUUAACAAAAGCAGGAAUUACAUUGUUGGAUGAUGGAAGAAAGAAACCUACCAAAAUAUGGAGAUAAGAAAGCAACACAGCUACAUAUGUGAUUCUGAAUUAAAAAGAAAAAUUGUCAAAAGAUCACUAUGCUCCAGCUUGCAAACCUCUGUAUGUUAUGGUGUGAUAAUAAUUUGGAUGUGCUGGUGAGCCCUACUUAAACUGAAUGUCUUUUUAAUUGAAAACUCAUUAAGAUCUCUUUUCAAAACAACAGAUUGAAGAAUAAUUAAGAAAGUUAUUUCAGGUGACUGCAUGGGGAUAGGAAAUGAGGCAGUGAGAGACCUUUCAGGGAAAUCUGAGCACAGGUGAAGGAAAACGUGGAGUGGAAGUUGGAGUAUCUGAGGAACCAGAGAAGCAACCCAAGGAGAAGAAAGCCACCAGAAAGUAAAGGAGUAUGGCAGUGAUGAAGGAAAUUCUCAGAUCCAGGAAUCUCUUGCUCGUUGUUCUCAUCCCGCUUCUGCUGCUUCCUCUGCCACUUUUAUAUCCCAGCAGCGAAGCUUCAUGUGCCUACGUGCUGAUUGUGACAGCUGUGUUCUGGGUCUCUGAAGCAGUACCUCUUGGUGCAGCAGCCUUAGUUCCUGCUUUCUUAUACCCACUUUUUGGAGUUAUGAAGUCCAGUGAGGUGGCUGCUGAAUAUUUCAAGAACACAACUUUGCUCCUCAUGGGUGUCAUUUGUGUGGCAGCUUCUGUAGAAAAGUGGAACCUCCACAAGCGAAUUGCCCUGCGUAUGGUCAUGAUGGCUGGAGCAAAGCCAGGCAUGUUGCUUCUUUGCUUUAUGUGUUGCACCACGGUGCUCUCCAUGUGGCUUUCCAACACAUCCACCACAGCCAUGGUGAUGCCAAUUGUGGAGGCAGUGCUCCAGGAGCUAGUGAAUGCUGAGGAGGAGCACGAGGUCAUCAGUACUGCAGGCAGCACCAUUACUGAAGAAAACGAGCCAAUAGGUCUCAGCGAAAAGCAUGGCCAACCUUCACUGGAGCUUAUCUUCAUCAAUGAGGAUGCUACUACUACUGACUUCAGCUCCUUGAUGCACUCAAAGAGUAUGAAUGGUGUGCACAUGAUAGCCAACCCUAUUGGAACGAUGAAUUCUAAGAGCAAUGGGCAGCACCUGCCUCAGGCUCAGAUACUGGUCCUGCCUCCUAAAUCCUCGGAACUGGGCCUGAGCACUAAGUAUCGGUACCAGACCAGACAUGACCACAUGGUCUGUAAAUGCCUCUCACUGAGUAUCUCCUAUGCGGCAACCAUCGGAGGACUGACAACCAUCAUAGGGACCUCCACUAGCCUCAUAUUCUUAGAGCACUUCAACAACCACUACCCAAAUGCUGAAGUGGUGAAUUUUGGAACCUGGUUUUUGUUCAGUUUCCCCGUCUCCCUCAUCAUGUUGGUCCUGACUUGGUUCUGGAUGCAUUGGCUGUUCUUGGGUUGCAACUAUCCUGAGAUGGUGACUGGAUUUUUCUUCAUUCUGAUGACCUUGCUUUGGUUUACCCGUGAGCCCGGCUUUGUACCAGGAUGGUCAUCUUUUUUUGAGAAGAAAGGUUACCGGACUGAUGCCACUGUCUCUGUAUUUCUUGGUUUUCUCCUUUUCCUCAUUCCAGCAAAAAAGCCCUGUUUUGGAAAAAGGGAAAAAGGAGAUGGUGAAAAAUCAACAGACAUUAACGCAUUGGAUCCCAUCAUUACCUGGAAGGACUUCCAGAAGACCAUGCCUUGGGAGAUUGUAGUAUUGGUUGGAGGAGGUUAUGCCUUAGCAGCUGGAUGCAAGACCUCUGGCCUCUCUACAUGGAUUGGACGCCAAAUGCUCUCCCUGAGCAGCCUUCCCUACUGGGCUGUAACUCUACUGGCCUGCAUUUUGGUGUCCCUGGUAACAGAGUUUGUUAGUAAUCCAGCAACCAUAACCAUCUUUCUGCCUAUUUUAUGCAGCAUGUCAGAAACCCUGCUUAUUAAUCCUUUAUACACCCUGAUUCCUGUCACCAUGUGUAUCUCAUUUGCGGUGAUGCUACCAGUGGGUAAUCCUCCAAAUGCCAUUGUCUUCAGUUACGGGCACUGCCAGAUUAAAGAUAUGGUGAAAGCUGGCCUGGGAGUAAACCUGAUUGGUCUGGCUGUGGUCAUGGUGGCAAUCAACACUUGGGGAAUUAGACUCUUCCAGCUGAAUACUUUUCCAGAAUGGGCAGCAGUUGGUAACAUCACUCGCCAAACAUAAUCUCCAAUGAAAAAAAAAAAGUGCAAGACCAAAGCAAAUUGGGACAAAAUAUAAACCUACGUUGCACAUAUGAAAGGAGAAAAUUUGUGUAUACAUUGAACCAGGAUCCAUAGCAAAACCAUGAAGAAAAUCCACAGGGAGGACUGCUUAAGCUUUUCACUUCUGAAAAUCAACAUGAGUUAAAAAGCAAGAUUAGCUUUGCUCUAUUGUUGCUUUUUCCUGUGAUACUAUAACUCUGAAAAAAAAAAAAUAUUUCCUCCAAAUUCUCUGCCUAUGGUUCUUUCAUGCUCUAAAACAAUUAUGUAGGACUGGUAAAAUAGAGAAUAUAGGACUCCAAUGACAGAAGACGAGCAUACAUACGCUGGUGUAUUCAGUAGUAGGAUAUUCAGUCCUACCAUUGACUCCUACAACGAACAAAGGGUGAGUCUUAUUCCCAGACCCAGAGUUUUAUAAGCCUACUGCUUUUACAAGCAAAUUAUAAUUCUUUUAGGGUGACUCAUCACUGUGUUGGAAAAAAAAACAUUUUCCCAUCUAACUCAUAUGGCCUGGACAGAAAUACAGCUACCAAUUACCAGCUACAGCACUUCAAAGGGAGAAUAGAAACCACCAAACAGAUAGGAAGGAGAAGUCUCCUGGGAAGGAAAAUGUUUUUUUUUUUCCACAGCACUAGUAUAAAGUUUCCAAUAUUGCAGUACUUGCAGUCUCUACUUUGGAAGGAAGAGAUUCAGAAACAGAUCGACAGUUUUGUUCAAUGCCUUCUUUCAUUAUCAUUGUACUGCAACGGGUGCUUUUUCAGCAGGAGAAGCUGUGACCAGCAAAACCUUACCAAGCCAACAGACCCAGUGCUCUCCUCUCUCUUUGGCUGCUGUUUAGAUAGUUACACAGUUAUGAUUCCCUUGAGAAAAAAAAGUACAAUCUCAUCCAAGACGGCACUUGGCACUGCUCCAUAAGUAAGAAGGGAGAGGGCUGAAGUGGAGUGGUGCUGGUGUAUCUCCUCAUUGUGUACAUUCGCUUAAACAUCACACCCACCUGGUCUCUAGCAGCCCAGAGAACAGGAAAUUCAAAUGUAGGAAACUGUGACAUAGAGCAGGUAACCACCAAACCAAAAGGCUGAUCUCUUCAUCAUCUGCAAAGUGAAUUCCCUGUUUUUCUGACCGGAUCCCUGUGAUACUCAAUAAACCUCUUGUAUUAUGUCCUGUUUUUAAUCAUUUCUUUAAUGUCAAUGCAUUUAAACUGUAUAUUAGGAUGAUUGGAUCUCAUGUAAUCCCACUCUUUAUAUAUAUAUAUACAUUUUAAUGAUUUUUUUAUGCUUUCCACUUAUAAUCUAGGCUCUCUAGAUGUUAGUGUGACUGUCUAUUCUGCAAAAAAAAAAAAAAAGCCAAUAAAAUAAAUUAUUCACUACUGCAUAUUCUGGUGCUCUAUGAGAAUAUAAAUAGGAUCUAUUUCACCUCAUAACCCGCCAAGCCCUUAGACAAGGAGCCUUGAGACAGCAGGAGGUGUUGGUUUACUGCUUCUGUCAAAACAGAGGGAUCCCACAGACUUGCCUCGGAAAUAAACAGAUACAAUAAGAGGUCACAGGUUAGCAGAGGGGGAACAAAAUGGGAAAAAUCACAAGAGCAUGUUUUAGCCCUUGUACCAAAAGCAGGAGGCAGCAUCCUUUAGCAAAACAAUUCAUAUUCAUAGUCAUUCCUGUAAAUUUGGUUUGAAAAACAAAGUGUUUCUGGGGAUCAAUGUAUCCCCAUGCCCUCCUAAUCCAUGAAACAGGACCUCAACCUCACUUUUUCAACUCUUCUCACCUCCCCAGUUCCUGU